ACAAUUUGGAGUUCAACCAAUAUGUUCAGGAGAAACAUGCCAAUGAGUAUCUACCCCACAAAUUUUUGAUUUUCUCUUUAUUUGGCUUUUUUAAACAUUACGACAGAAGGGUACCAGUAAUGGUGGUAAAGUGUGAUGAUAACCAUAGAACAGGAAAUAAAACUUAAAUCAUAAAAAAGCUAGCAUUCCCUCUUCAUUGCCUGUUAGGUGUCCACUAUAUUAUUUUCAUUCUAGUGUGGUUAACUUCUUGUUACACUUAACAACAUGCACACCCGAGUGGGUUUAUGGUGAGCUCACCCGAUGGCCUGUCUGUCAACUUCGGUCAUGACGCAGCGGACAAGCAAACGCAGUUGUUAAGAGGACGCUGAGGCGUGUGGCGAGGGCGUGAGUGGCUGUUAGCGCCUCAAAGACGUCCGGCGGCGAGCUCACUGCCGGCGGCCGCGCAGCCGCUGCUGUUGUACAACAAAUCCCGCCGUCCGUCCCCCAGUCAUUAGGAUCCCAGCGGGGAGGCGGAGCAGGAGGCGGGGCGGGCGGGAUUUGGCAUCUGUCCUCAUGACAUGACUUAGACCACCAGGUAGACCACCUGUAGUCCACAAAGUCAGCGAGACACUCCACUCUGUGACAUUUAUGCUAGCACGUCAUCGUUUGUGUCUUUACUCGGCAACGUCUUCGUCCUUUUGGGUCACAUUUUUGAACGUGUCAGUUUUCAUCCAGUCUGGUCUGGUUAAGUUGACUACUUACUUGUCCAUGUCUCCUCAUAGUCAUCACAUGACCGUGGACCUGAGACAUGCUGAGGUGUUUCAAUCAAUGCUAACUGUUAACCCCCUGGUGGCCAAACAUGCUGUAAAUAUCUAUUGAACUGACACCUGGUGGAAGAAGGUCCAUUUUGUUCCCAGUCUCCUUCCAGUGGACAAUGCACCAGGGCUCAAGGGUUACCCUGGGUCCACUAAAGGACAGCAGCUGGUCCCUGACCCGAACGCCACAGACGUCGGGUAAUCCUGCCGGCGUUUGUCCGACUAUGGCGACCCGGCGGCUGCGUCUAAUUGGAAGAGGACAACCCAGCGUGCUGCCUGGCAACGCGUCAGACAUCCAAGUGUGGCGCCUGCUGAGGGACACGCCCCCUGGCUGCCAAACGCAGCAAUGACAACUGUUUGGCUUUAAUUGCACCUUUUUGAUGGCUCCAUCCCAUAAUAAGAUGACGUCAUGAGAUCAACCUCACUGACGCAAAGCAUGAUUGGACAAGACACCUAUGUCUCCCCCCAACCGCAAACAGUGACUUUAGUCUUUACUUCACUUUGAUAAUUAAACGUCUAAUUACUGUUGCUGCACUUGAACGCACCUUACUGUGUGUGCGUUUGCGUGAUAUCAUGUUGUUGUUCACGUUAUUUUCUAUUCUAAUUUUAUACUUAAUUCCAGUACUAAAAAGUGUGUCAUAUAAUCUGCUGCUGAUGCCUGAUUGUAGAAUAUAUUAAUACAUGCGCGCGACUGGAUUACGUCACUAGUCUACAUCAGUGUGAUUGGUCGAGGUGUUAAUGGCCGUCGCGUGCGUGCGCGUGUGUCAGUGAGCCUCGGCGAGGAGGUGUUUUUGGUGUGUUUUUUUUUUUCACUUUCACUCAGCAGCGGUAGCUCAUGUUUUCUCGCCUCCAUUUUCUCCAUUUUGGACUUUAUUUCUACUUUUUGGGGGGAGACUUUUGAGGGUGCGCGCUGCGCGUGGACGUCGCGAGGCCACGUCUCGUGUGCGCGUGUGGGCAGGAUUCCAGCUGGUUUUGAUGAUGGUUUCAUGAAGAAGUGUCUGUAAAAAGUGCAAAGGGAUACAACCUUCCUCCUAUGUUCAAGUGGAAGAAUUCCUGCUCUGAGUGGUUCCUCGAUUUUUAGUAAUCGGAGGCUGCAGUCUGUCUCAUAGUGUAAGUGCUGUGGUCCCUGCUCCACUCCAAAUAGGAGAAGCAUACUCUAUAAGUGGUCGAAUGUAUGCCUUGGGCAUUUCUGUGUGGAGUUUGCAUGUUCUCCCCGUGUGCGCGUGGGUUUUCUCCAGGUACUCCGGCUUCCUCCCACAUUCCCAAAAACAUGCAGGUGAGGUUAAUUGGAGACUCUAAAUUGUCCAUAGGUAUGAAUAUGAGUGUGAAUGGUUGUUUGUCUAUAUGUGCCCUGCGAUUGGCUGGCGACCAGUCCAGGGUGUACCCCGCCUGUUGCCCGAAGUCAGCUGGGAGAGGCUCCAGCAUGCCCCCGCGACCCUAAUGAGGAUGAAGCGGUAUAGAAAAUGGAUGGAUGGAUGGUGAUUCAUGCUCUGAGAGGGAGGAGGUUUUUAGUACGUCCCAGGAUGUAUAAUCUCCCACCAGUUUUCUUAACAUGUCCUUUAACACAAGGAGUCCAUGCUAAGGUGUUGGUAAUGAUCAUCUCCUCAAGCAAGCAUCUCCUCAUUGUCACAGAAACUGUUCAACUCUUGACAUUUCCAUGGAAACCCUGACCUCUGCUUGGGCCUCCAGCGAUGCCUGUGACCUCGUCGGUGUUGGCGAGGCGUCGUGUGUGUGGGAGGAGUGUGUGUUUAACAGGACCCCCCCUGCUGGCGACAUGUGGGCAGAGCAGCUGUCUCCACACCUGCAAAGGAACAAACAGCUUCAGGACACGCUGUUGCAGCGGGAGGAGGAGCUGAUUCGCCUCCAGGAGGAGAACAGCAAACUCAGAGAGUUCCUCAACUCCUCCUUCGUCAGGAACCUGCAAGAGAAAAGCAAGUUGACCGCCAGGAAGCUGAAGAGAAACCUGAUGCAUGACCACGGAUCUUUCCACAACGUCGGUCUUCAGGCGUCCCCUCAGGUCAGCAAGCGUGUCUGCAGGAACCUCGCCUCCGAGUUCCGCUCGGAGUCGCCGGCCACGUCAGAGCCGGCGUUGGAUCUGUGGGUCCUGAGGACGCUGGGCCUGAAGGACAGAGAUACCAUUGAUGGGUCUUCAGCCGUAUGCCAGCAAAGUUUGUCAGUCACGCCGCCACCUUCUUACCACCAAAGUUCUCCUGUCGAGAGCGAGUGCAGCUACAGGAGCUCUGAAGGCCCACUCAGUUACGCUGACUCACUCACUCCUGUCCACAUGUGGACCAGGACAGGAUCGCAUGAAGACGCGGAGAGACGUUUCAGCCAGACGCCACGAGGGCCGUACUUUUGCUCCUCCACUCAGCCUUUCCACUCAGCCUACUGGUCACCUUGGACCGCCAGUCCAGUUGAAAGCCAGUCCUGGACCCAAGGAGCUGGUCACUCAGACUUGGCCUUCAGUAUGUCCCUCAGUCCCUCCAGCAGCGUCAAGACCCUCAGCUUCCCUCAGGGACAAGCCUUCGUCAGGAGGGACCCUCAGGGAUGUUGGAACUUCACUUGGGUGCCCACGCAGACGUCCCACAAUGCACUUGGAUGACAGCAACUGCCUGAAAACUGUUUAGUCAAUUGAAAUCAUGUGCCGCCAACAACUGCUCAGUUGUAAUGAUCAUUUUUUUAUUAGUUUCUAGUGUAGAAAAAGUCAAGUUGAAGUGUGGCUAAAGAGCUAAGUCGCUAACAACUAGCAGCCAGCGUCACUGAAGGCUGCACACACAAUAAUAAACAUUAUUAUCUUUUUAAAGACAGCAUGUGUUCCCAAUGAAGUGGCUGUAUGUUAGCUGUAAAAGACGCAAGGAGGACAUUGUUGUGGAUGUGAAGCAGGUGCCUUGGGCAACUCGUUUUGUUUUUAUGAACUCAGACUGUGACAUCACCGUCUGCUAACAAGACAUGUUUUGAAUAAAAACUCAAACUAAAAUAAUUCUGACCUCAUAAAGACAACAAGCAUUGUCCGAACAGACGACGACACUUGUCAACAUUUGGCACUUUUUACAUACAACGCAACACACAUGCAACAGAAAUGGCAAUGCAACACUUUUGUUUUUGCUCCCAUAUUUUGUGAUCUGAACUCUCUCUGUACACAAAAGGCCUUUUUCUCUCAAAUAUUGUUGAUGUGUCUAAAUGUGCGACAGUGAGCACCUCUCCUUUGCCGAGAUAAUUCACCCUCCUCACAGGUAUGGCAUAUUAAGAUGCUGAUGAGACAGCACGAUUAUUGCACUUAGGCUGGCCACAAUAAAAGGCCACCCCAUCAACGAAAAAUAGACAGUUUAAUUCCAUCAACUUUCUUCUUGGCAUCCCUGGGAUGUCUCAGGAGCCUGGGUGACUUCUGUUUUAUUCCUUCAACUUGCAGCAUUUCGCUCAUGCAUGUGUUUUUUAGGGGGAGGUUGUGUGUUUUUUUUCAUUUGCAGCAUUUUUCUUUUGCCUUGGCUUUUGCUUCAUCCUGCAGUGUUUAUGGGAUUGCAGCAUAAAUAAUAAUACUCAUACUCGUGUGUGUUGCUCUAAAUGUGCUCCGGUAGCGCGGUCAGGAAGUGACGUCAGGGGUUCAGAGUCGAAUUAGUGUUAGGGAUUAUUGUGCCUGUUGUGAGAUCAUUCAAACCUGCAAUAAAAGCCUGAUGUUC
Molecule: messenger RNA, 4471 nt
Organism: Dunckerocampus dactyliophorus (ringed pipefish)
Lineage: Eukaryota; Metazoa; Chordata; Actinopteri; Syngnathiformes; Syngnathidae
Gene: gmnc
Product: geminin coiled-coil domain containing
Exons: 5
Coding region: 2452-3396 (314 amino acids)
Biological process (GO): negative regulation of cell cycle; negative regulation of DNA replication
Cellular component (GO): nucleus
Source: RefSeq, a predicted model, not a curated record